AUGGAGGCUGAUGGUACUUCGUGGAAACUUACUGUGCUGUCAUUGAUCUGCUUGUGGGGGAUGUCAGGAAUUUGGGCAGAGAUCCUGAUGCCCCUAACCCAUGUGGAUGUACUCAAGGGUCAGUUGGUGGUUCUGAAGGCUUCAUACAAUCCAGUGCCUGGUAGUGACCUGAGCACAAACACCAUCAUCUGGAGUCUUGUAUCUAAUAACUCUCAACUGGUAAUCUCUUACACUAAGAGCUCAGUAAGUGUGGGGAGUUCCCAGUUUCGGGGCCGAGUUGGGUUCACCUCUCGCAUGCCCUCUAGUGACAUAUCUCUGUACAUCAACAACACCCAAGAGUCGGAUUCAGGACGUUACCUCUGCCAAGUCAUCAUCCCAGAUAACCAAGGCCUCACUGCUGACCUCACCCUGGAUGUCAAAGUGCCCCCUGCUGUUCCAAAGUGCACUUUAUCGGGGAAAGCUGUGCUGAAAGGAAACGUGACGCUGAGCUGCAAGUCAAGCAGUGGGAAGCCUAUCCCAAUGUACAAGUGGAGGAGAACCAGUCCAACCUCAGAGGUUUUCUUCUCACCCAUGCUCAAUGAGAAGACAGGCAGCCUGAAGCUGAGUAACCUGAGCAGCAACAUGUCAGGGAAGUACGUGUGCACUGCUAGCAACACAGCCGGAUCGGAAAGCUGCUUCAUCAACCUGGAGGUUUCCAACUCCAAUAACGCUGGGGUUAUCGCUGGUGCAACUGUGGGCACAGUGGUUGGCUUCCUCUGCCUUUUACUCAUUUGCAUCUUUUUCUUGAUGAAGAGGAAACGAGACAACGAAGACGACAUGGCAAAUGAAAUCAAAGAGGACGCUCAGGCUCCCAAACGUGUGUCUUGGGCAAAAAGCGGAAUGGGUUCCGACAUCAUCUCCAAGAACGGUACCUUGUCCUCCAUCGCCUCCAGCCCGCAACACAGAGACCCCGCCCAACAACAAAACAACCACCACCACUUACAGCACUACCCCCAGCGUCCUCCCUCCGACACCGCCUCCAUCAUCACAGCCACCGGCAGCACGGCCGGUUACCGUCCUUCCCGUCAUCACGGCGCCUCCACCCCGACGCAUAAUAGCUACAACAACAAUAACACAUUACCACGCGACCAGCCAGUCUCUUCUGACGACAACGGGGUCUCCCGACCCAGACCGGAGCGUUACACCCAACUGCCACAGGCCCCCAUGCUCCCACAGACCUAUAGCCAUCCUCAGUUACAUCUUCAAGUUACUCCGCCACCUCCGCCACUUCCCUCUUCUACACUCACAGGCGCUAACAUUUCCCGCAUGGGUGGGGUGCCCAUUAUGGUGCCUGCACAGAACCAGGCUGGAUCUCUUGUUUAA
Molecule: messenger RNA, 1362 nt
Organism: Nerophis lumbriciformis (worm pipefish)
Lineage: Eukaryota; Metazoa; Chordata; Actinopteri; Syngnathiformes; Syngnathidae
Source: RefSeq, a predicted model, not a curated record